UUUUUUAUCUUCAAUCACCUGGGUUUCUAAAUUAGUUAUGUCGCAGCUCUGUGUCCAUCUAUUUAGUUGAGGUUCAAGUAGUGUAAAGUUUUUUUUUGUUUGUUUGAUAAUUGUGGUAUCCUGGCUGGCUUGUGUGCACCUCGAUUAAUUUUACGAGAUACCUAUUACCUCCCAACAACAAUCCACCAAGGCUGGGACUGGACAUAUGAGAAUAAUCACCUACUGUUUUUGUCUCUUCUGGGGAAGUAGUGUUUAAUUAUUGAGGAGAAUGAAGUUCUCUGUAUAGUAUUUAAGGUUGGACAUGAAUCAUACAAGGUGCUUGGAUAUUUCUAUGUCACAAUCUAGAGUAGUUUCCUCCCAUUUUUACAGUUAUGAUAAAAUACUCUGUUGAGUUGAUUAGGCAAAGGAUCCCAACUUUCUUUUUUCCCCAAUUGUCCCUGUUUUGGAUGGCAUGCGUUAUGACACAUCGUUGAAGCAUCAAAAUCAACAAGUUAUCUAUCUGCCAUAGGGAUAGUAAUAAAUAGUUAGAUACUUUAAUUGCUAACACACUAUUAAAAAAAUUCUAUAACUAAUGGGGAUUUAAAAAGUUGGAUUUUUUAAUUGCUAACACUCUAUAACUAAUGGGGAUUAAAAGUUGGAUAUGCUGGAUCCAUAAGGAUGCUGAUGUAAGUCUCUUGCCUGCUCUUUUGUGAAAGAUGUUGCACCAUACUUCCUGUCCUGACUCCUGACAUAUCAAGAGGGUUGGGAAUAUAUAGCUACAUUAUGGUGUAAUGCCAAACCCGUUUGCAUAUAGGUCAAGGUCUAAUUCGUUAAUUUUAUUUCGAAGUGUAAAGUACAAAUAGUAACAAAUAUACUCAACUGGACUGAGACUAACAUUUUAAGCAUUUAAUUUUGCUGAAGUAUUUGUGUUACCUUCAUUCUAAUCGAACAUGUGCACUAUUUCUUUACUUGCUAUCUUUUAAUAUGAUAUUUGUGCUACAUUCAUUCUAAUCGAACUUGUGUGUAGAGAUUCUGUAGAAUUGGUGAUGACAAAUGAACCAACUUCUAGAAGAGACAAAGAAUUUUAUAACAAAAUGAACAAAAAUAAUUUUAGUAAUAUAAGAUGUGCACAUUGCACCGGUCCGCUUUCUAAGGAGAUGGAGACAAGUGAGUGGACAGUUCCGCCUCUAAUCCGGGAUAGCUUUUCUAUGAUUGGCUCUGCAGUUGGUGGUACUACAAGUGCAUUUUAUGGCUUCAACCAUGUGAUGCCGAUUGUUAGAAGGUGGGUUAAAGGACGUAUGUGGUUACAUUUCCUUGUUGGUGCUCCUCCUGUGAUUGUUUUCUCAUCUGCAUGUGCAGGGCUAGCAGGUGGUGCUGUUCCAGCAUUUGCACAGCUAGCAUCUUCGUCUUACCAUGCUGUGAUCUCAUCUUCCACAUUACCACCUACAGCCUCUCAAGAUGAAAACAUGAGAAAAUCUAGAACUUCUUCAACUUUAUAGCUUAAACACCAAGAGGAGAUGCUUUUACUAUCAUGAGUCCAGCAUUUUGCGGGAUCAUUUCUUAGUUGUGACAGUCUGUCCUCUCCUGUUUACUAGCUCCCGUUGUGGUGGAUUUUUUUUCCUUUGAAAAUAUAUUACUUGUUCAUGUAAUGAGUUUGUUUAUUUUUGUAAAUUCCAACCUUAGUAUCUCAGUGAUGGCAGAAAUUUGACAGAGUUUUUUUAGGAAGUCGAGUGCGUGAUAGUUUUCGUAGCUCAAACAGGCAUGUUUUGAGGAAUUCUUUAUCAUGUUUUAUUAUAACAGCUGUCCACUUAUUCUAUUCUA
Molecule: messenger RNA, 1800 nt
Organism: Solanum tuberosum (potato)
Lineage: Eukaryota; Viridiplantae; Streptophyta; Magnoliopsida; Solanales; Solanaceae
Exons: 7
Coding region: 1026-1478 (150 amino acids)
Source: RefSeq, a predicted model, not a curated record